AUGAAUUAAAAUGAUUUAAAAAUUGUCUAUAAUCUUUCUUUCAUUUAAUUAUUUGUUAUAAGGAAUUCAGAAAUUUCAAAAAAGGUGUUUGUGGGCUUGUUUGUAGUUAAAAUGAAUGUAAAAGCUCUUAUGUUUUAUUUAGGAGAAUGAUUUGUGUAUUUUAAAUCCCAGUCAACGAUACAAUACAGAAAUGAUACUUAGAAACCAUGCAAAUAUUAAGUAUAAGAAGAUUGUCAAGAAUAAGAGUAUUAUGGCUUUUAUAUUGGUUAAUGUAUUGACUUGA
Molecule: messenger RNA, 283 nt
Organism: Paramecium pentaurelia
Lineage: Eukaryota; Ciliophora; Oligohymenophorea; Peniculida; Parameciidae
Source: the annotation of a GenBank genome assembly